Messenger RNA from Ostreobium quekettii, 387 nucleotides. NCBI's taxonomy places the organism in Eukaryota, Viridiplantae, Chlorophyta, Ulvophyceae, Bryopsidales, Ostreobiaceae. The record is from the annotation of a GenBank genome assembly.
AUGUUUCGAUGGUCGCCCCUUUGGCGCCAUGGGCGAGGAAACUCGCCUGGCCAACUCGUUUCGAGCUCUUCUGCGCCAAGCGGUGUGGAAUUCUCCGUGGGAUUUGCCGGGGCGUUCACGACACGGUGUGCCGCCCGCCUGUUUGGGUCUGGUGCUGAUGGGGCGCUUGCUACUGGCGGACAGGCGGAAUCCGCGGAGAAGAGCAGCGGGGGGGAGUUCGCCGAGGAGGGGCGGGACCUGCUGCUGCGCGUGCGCCGGCGGUGGAAGCGCGAGCAGCUGGCAUCGUCCUCGGACGGGCUGGCCUCAAAGCUGGUGGAACUGAGGCGAGCACUGUCAGGAUGGAGAAGGGAAGGCAGGCUUGAAAGGAGGUCUCAGCGUGCAUUGGAG